This is a messenger RNA of Sceloporus undulatus (fence lizard), 5787 nucleotides long. It is a transcript of the gene PPP1R12A, whose product is annotated as protein phosphatase 1 regulatory subunit 12A. Bases 169 to 3489 code for a protein of 1106 amino acids. Gene Ontology annotation, biological process: signal transduction. Gene Ontology annotation, molecular function: phosphatase regulator activity; enzyme inhibitor activity; protein kinase binding. Gene Ontology annotation, cellular component: A band; Z disc; cytoplasm. The record is from RefSeq and is a predicted model, not a curated record. Lineage: Eukaryota; Metazoa; Chordata; Lepidosauria; Squamata; Phrynosomatidae. The transcript has 25 exons.
AGUGUAAAGCAGAAGCGAUUGUAAGGCGGUGCUCUGAGUAAGAGGGAGAAGCGAGACAGAGAUCGCCGCGGUGCAUUGUGGGAUACAGGCGGUGCUGUGUAUUGGGUGCCGCCGCCGAGGCGAGAAGAGAGCGAGAGAGAGGCUGAGAGAGGAAGGGAGCAGCGGGGCAUGAAGAUGGCGGACGCCAAGCAGAAGCGGAACGAGCAGCUGAAGCGCUGGAUCGGCUCUGAGACCGACCAGGAGCCGCCUGUGGUGAAGCGCAAGAAGACCAAGGUGAAGUUCGACGACGGCGCCGUCUUCCUGGCCGCCUGCUCCAGCGGGGACACGGACGAGGUGCUGCGGCUCCUGGAGCGGGGCGCCGACAUCAACUACGCCAAUGUGGACGGACUCACCGCGCUACACCAGGCUUGCAUAGAUGAUAACAUAGAUAUGGUGAAAUUUCUGGUGGAAAAUGGAGCGAAUAUUAAUCAACCUGAUAAUGAAGGCUGGAUACCUCUACAUGCAGCUGCUUCCUGUGGAUACCUUGAUAUAGCUGAAACUGGUUAUGGGACAGCGACAGUGGACAUUACAAAGUUUGUUUUUUGUAAGUACACUUGUCCUGCAGCAGUCUCGUUGCUCAGGAAUCCAUUAGCACUUUUGGAAUCUAUUGGCUUUUUUCUUGAAAUCACUUCUUGUCAGAAAGUCCUCCAUAUGGGCUCCCUAUCCAUUUCAGGAGGUAAUCGUUGUGACAAGACCAUUUCAGGAUGGAGAGGAAGCCUGCAGACUGCAGUAUUAGGACUGACCACCUGCCAGGGAUCAAUUCACAGCUUUCAGAAGGAAGAUAACAAUGUGCCUUGUAUGUUCUGUAUUUACAAAAACAUGAUUAAUAAAAUAAACAGUCAGAAUGAAAGUAUAUUUUCUUCAGGGGUUGAUAUAGAGGGAGCUCGGAAAGAAGAAGAAAGAAUAAUGCUUAGAGAUGCAAGACAGUGGCUUAACAGCGGUCACAUAAAUGAUGUCCGGCACGCAAAAUCUGGUGGUACAGCACUUCAUGUAGCUGCUGCUAAAGGAUAUACAGAAGUCUUAAAACUUUUAAUACAGGCUGGUUAUGAUGUUAAUAUUAAAGAUUAUGAUGGCUGGACACCACUUCAUGCAGCAGCUCAUUGGGGUAAAGAAGAAGCCUGUCGAAUAUUAGUGGAAAACUUAUGUGAUAUGGAGACUGUCAACAAAGUGGGUCAGACUGCAUUUGAUGUAGCUGAUGAAGAUAUUUUAAGAUAUUUAGAAGAACUGCAAAAGAAACAAAAUAUGCUUCAUAGUGAAAAAAAAGAAAAAAAAUCUCCCCUGAUUGAAUCUACAGCCAACAUGGAUAAUAAUCAGUCUCAAAAACCAUUUAAAAACAAAGAGACCUUGAUCAUUGAGCAGGAAAAGAAUGCAUCAAACAUUGAGUCUCUAGAACAAGAAAAAGCUGAUGAAGAGGAGGAAGGAAAGAAAGAUGAGUCCAGUUGCUCUAGUGAAGAAGAGGAUGAGGAGGACUCAGAAUCUGAAGCAGAAACAGAAAAGAACAAACCUACAACAAAUAAUACAAAUACCACUAGUGUGCAAGCUGCUCCUAUAGCUGUGACAACACCGUCUGUUCCUACUGGUCAGGUGACACCUACAUCUCCUGUCAAGAAGUUCCCAAGUUCAACUAAGGUUUCUCCCAAAGAAGAAGAGAGAAAAGAUGAGUCUCCUGCUUCAUGGAGAUUAGGUCUUCGAAAGACUGGCAGUUAUGGGGCACUGGCAGAGAUAACAGCUAGCAAAGAAACUCAGAAAGAGAAGGAUUCAACAGGAGUUAUGCGUUCAGCUUCAAGCCCUAGAUUGUCUUCUUCAUUAGACAACAAAGACAAGGAGAAAGAUACAAAAGCAGCUAGACUUGCAUAUGUUGCACCUACAAUACCAAGACGACUGGCCAGUACAUCUGACAUUGAGGAGAAAGAAAACAGGGAUACAUCAGCCAGUUUAAUACGUGGUAGUGGUUCUUACACAAGAAGAAAAUGGGAAGAAGAUGCAAAGAAAAAUACAUCAAAUGAAGGAUCUUCACCACUAAACACAAGCUAUCAAAGAAGUGGUUCCUUCGGUAGAAGACAAGAUGAUUUGAUUAGCUCUAGUAUUCCAAGUAUUACAUCAGUAUCAACAGUUACCUCUCCUGCUGGUCUUCAGAAAAGCCUGCUUUCUAGCACAAGCACUGCUACAAAGGUUACAACGGGUUCAUCAACAGCAGGCAUACAAAGCAGUACCUCAAAUCGUUUAUGGGCUGAGGAUAGUACUGAGAGAGACAAAGACAAUGUUCCUACAGCAGUGACUGUUCCUGUUGCACCAUCAGUUGUCAAUACUGCAACUACCACCACAACCUUGACAACAACUACUUCUGGCACUGUGUCCUCAACUUCAGAGGUCAGGGAGAGACGCAGGUCGUACCUCACUCCAGUUCGGGAUGAAGAAUCUGAAUCCCAAAGAAAAGCUAGAUCAAGGCAAGCAAGGCAGUCUAGAAGAUCAACACAGGGUGUAACAUUAACUGAUCUCCAAGAAGCUGAAAAAACUAUUGGUAGAAGUCGUACAACACGAACCAGAGAGCAAGAGAAUGAAGAAAAAGAAAAAGAGGAAAAGGAAAAACAAGACAAAGAAAAACAGGAAGAAAAGAAGGAAUCAGAAACUAAAGAUGAUGAUUAUAGGCAAAGAUAUGCACGAAGUAUAGAAGAGCCAUAUCAUCGUUAUAGAACUACAUCUUCAUCUACUUCAUCAACUUCUUCAGUUGCCACAUCUUCUAGUUCUUCAGGCCAACUAAACAGACCAAAUAGCAUUAUAGGUAUAACCUCUGCUUAUUCCAGAAGUGGAUUAAAGGAAAAUGAGAGAGAAUCAGGAAAGAAAGAAGAUGAAAAGGAAGAUGACAGACCACAAACAAAAUCAAUAAGGGAAAGACGGCGGCCAAGAGAAAAACGAAGAUCUACUGGCGUUUCUUUUUGUACUCAAGAUAGUGAUGAAAAUGAACAGGAGCACCAGUCUGAUUCAGAAGAGGGAACAAAUAAAAAAGAAGUACAGAGUGAUAGUCUUUCAAGAUAUGAGACAGGAUCAUCAGGAGAUCGCUAUGAUUCAGUACUAGGACGAACUGGUUACAAUUACUUGGAAGACCGCAAAUCGUAUUCCAACAAGUCAGAAAAAGAAGAUGCAGCAGAUUUUAAAAAGCUUUAUGAACAGAUUGUAGCUGAAAAUGAAAAACUGAAAGCACAGUUGCAUGAUACCAACAUGGAACUGACAGAUCUUAAAUUGCAGCUAGAAAAGGCAACUCAGCGGCAAGAAAGAUUUGCUGAUAGGUCUCUGCUAGAAAUGGAAAAAAGGGAACGAAGAGCUCUAGAAAGGCGAAUAUCUGAAAUGGAAGAGGAACUCAAAAUGCUACCAGACCUGAAGGCAGACAACCAGAGGUUAAAAGAUGAAAAUGGGGCCUUGAUCAGAGUUAUCAGCAAGCUUUCCAAAUAAAAUUGUUUACUCCAGCUGCAAAUCAUCAGAUUGCACAUAAUUAGUAACUCCAGUGGACCAUAGCAUGGAAGUCACUGGAAGCCUGGGAAGAUUUCUUGGAGACUGUCAUUUUCAGAUAUUCUGCCAAAUGCCCUUACCUGAGUGUGUGUGUUUUUUAAACAGAGAUCAUUGUUUCAUGUGUAAAAGCAGCUGCUGAGAAGACGUAAUGACUGAGAAAUCUUGUUUACAGCUACUGCAUAUAAGGAAAGUGUUUAAGGCCAGAUAAGCCUCAGAUAUUUAACCAAUAAGCCUUAGUUGUACAUAAACACAUGCAUCAAAAAAGCUUUCUGCUAUCACAGACAGUUACUUUAUUUUGUUGUUGUGUCACGGUUCCUGGUUUUUUGGUUUUUUUCCUUAUCCUGCCAUUUUUUUUUUUCUUUUCUUGAAUUUGUGUGUGUGCCCUUCUAAUUAUUCUUGUACCAGAAUUUUUCCUUGUACAGUAUUUUCACAGCUUUACAUUUACAGAAAUGACACACCCUUUAAAAAUACAACUAGCUAAAUAAGCCUGUAUUUUCCAGCCCACAACCCCAAAACAGAAAAGUUUGUGAAACCUUUGCUUUCACGGUUGUGCAAUAUGCAUUUAUUUUCUAUAAAAGAUGCUUUAAAAAGUCAAUUGAAAGUAGCUUCUCUCUUCUGCCUGUAUUGGUCACUUUUAAAAAGAAAAGACAAAGGGUUGUAGUGCGAGAUAUUAGAUCCUGUAACUUUCACCUUUAUUUUAGCCGGUACUGAGUGAUAAUGUAUAUAUUCAUUUAUAUUGUUUGGAUUUUUCAGCCCCACAUGACAUGCUUGAAUAUAAUACUUCCCUAUGGCAAAUGUGUAUUAAUUAUUUCGGAGCAGUCUAAUUUGCUUUAACAAGAUCCAUUACUUUUAAAGGUUUAAAUUAGAAAUUGUAUGGAGCCACAAAAAUGUUUAUAAACUAUUUUUUUAAAAACCCUUAUCCUUUCCAUCCCAUUUUUCAUUUGAGUAAUGUUCACCCAUAUUAAAAAUUAAGUAUAACUUCACUUCAUUUCACAUAUCUAUAUUUGAGUGCUGUCCAAAACUGUUGUGCUAGCCAAAGUAAUCUUUAAGUCAUUUGAAAGCCCUAACCUGUUACUCAUACACAUGUACUGCUGUUGCCAUGUGAGGAGGCAUCUGCAUUGAUACCACCAUCAUGUCUGACCAUUUUAUACAUUUCAGUGGCCUUUUAAAAAAUACUCCAGUGAAGAUAGCUUUUGUUCUAAAACAAACAGCUUUUCUAUUUUCAUUAAAACUUACUAAAUAUAACCAUCUUACUGGCCUAGAGACAAUUGCCUAAAAACCACUGAACAGUUCAGCCAUUAAAAUAAAUUGUACAUUGUAAAGCUUGUAGUAGCUAUUGUAUUAUUGAUUAUAUUGUAUACUAUAUUAAAUGUGAAUUUGUAUCCCUUCAUUUUAAAAGGUCAUUGUGUUCUACUGCCUAAUUCUUGGGAAUGGGACUUGCUUCAUUUUGGGGUGGGGAAUGGAGAAUGAUUUGCUGGGAUAAGGAGGACACAACUUCCCUUUGUGGGGUUGGGGGGGUGAGGUUUUUUGAAGAUGUAAGGUUUUGCUCUUACUACCAAGCUCAGGAUUCUUGAUUCUAAAGGUACAAGGAUAGUUCUGGGAUAUCUUGUUGCAGUUGGUUUGUAUGAGUCAAAAGACUGAAGAUGGACAUCUUUCAUACUCUUAAGCCUUCUACAAACCAAGCAGAGAAUUGAUCCAUCUGAGUGGCUGCAACACACUGCAUAGUGUUGUGAGAUGGUUAGGCAUACUGUGGAUUAUAUUUGGUAAAGUUUUGGAUGCCUGUGAAAGAUUAAAUGUGUAUCUAAUAUUUUAGUGUUUUAUAUAUAGGUUAUUUAUUCUUUAAAAACUGGCUACUGUGUUGCGUUGAUUUCAUUGGUAGUACUGAGCAGACCUUGCAUCUGCAUGAAACUACUUGCAAAACCCACUAUUUUGCAAAAAAAAAAAUGUAUUUUGACAUAUACAAAUAAAAUGAAUAAAACUAUUUUAAAUGUGUGAAUUUUACUGAAAAAAACAUUUUAAACAUGUGAGUUUGGUAUUUAAAUUCUUUGGGCAUUUUUUCAUUGCUUCACUUGGAUGGAAAGUACUUUUCAGAGAUUGUAAUCAAAUUGUGUUUGUUUGCACAUCUGUAAAUGCAAGAGUAAAAUGCCAUAUUUAUGCAAUCUGUAACAAAUUGAAAUAUGUUUAUAUAUUUUACAUAAACCUGUCUGCAUGUAGAAAUUAUAUGGGAACCAGUUUUUUUUA